AUGGAACAUGCAAUCGUACAUCUUGCUGGUAAAGCGAAAGCAGCCGUUGAACCAUUCCUUCCAAAAUCCACAGAUGCAGGGACGCUGAGGCAACAAAUGAAAACUGUUUGCUCCCAACGUAACAAAAAGAAGUUAGGGAAAGCCCCGAGUGGUGCUGGUCUGUGGGUGGAAGUGGUUAACGAUGUUGGAUAUCGUCCUAUUUCUGAGGAUCCAGGGAAAAUCAAGAAAACGUUGGAACUGCUUUGUAGCGCAGAUCUUGAUCAAUCGCUGCGACCAUCCAAGAUGCAGUGGCUAAUGGAACUAGUUACUUUCGCUCAGAUUGCCACUGAUGAAUGCGAUUUCGGAAUGGGAUUGGAAUUGGGUCAGUGGCUGUUCCUUGCAAACCAUGAACAGUUCGAUAAAGUUGCCCACCGACUUCUCGGCACUGCUUAUUCGUUAUUGGGUCGUGCAGAGUACAAGAAGAUUCUCGAUCUUCAAAUGGCCCCAGGUAUCCGAAGAAGAGAUGAGAUUGACGCUCGAAAGAAGAAGACUGAAUAUAUCGGUGGAGGAGGAAAGCUGAAUGAUUAUUUGACUUGUGUGAUUAUAUCUCACUUUCAUCUCGAUCACUGUGGAUCGCUACCUCAUAUGAGUGAAAUCGUUGGAUUCGAUGGUCCUAUCUAUAUGACCUAUCCGACAAAAGCUAUCGCACCAGUGCUUUUGGAAGAUUACCGGAAAGUACAAACCGAAUUUCGUGGGGAUACAAGUUUCUUCACUUCGGCUAACAUCAAAGCAUGUAUGAAGAAGGUAAUAGCAGUGGAUCUUCAUGAGACCGUCCAAGUCGACAACGAACUUUCCAUUCGUGCAUUCUACGCUGGCCAUGUGCUUGGCGCAGCCAUGUUUGAAAUCCGUGUUGGCCAUCAAAGCAUACUUUACACAGGUGAUUAUAAUAUGACACCCGAUCGACAUUUGGGUGCAGCUCGAGUGCUGCCAGGCCUUCGACCUGACUGCCUGAUCUCUGAGUCCACUUAUGCGACAACAAUCCGAGAUUCGAAGCGAGCACGAGAAAGGGACUUCUUGAGAAAAGUUCACGACAGAGUAAUGGCAGGUGGAAAGUAUUACCGGUUGUUCAUCAACUGGACGAAUGAAAAGAUCAAGCGUACAUUUGUUGAAAGAAACAUGUUUGAUUUCAAGCAUAUCAAGCCACUCGAUAAGGGUUAU
Cooperia oncophora is the source of this 1197-nucleotide messenger RNA. The record is from the annotation of a GenBank genome assembly. Lineage: Eukaryota; Metazoa; Nematoda; Chromadorea; Rhabditida; Trichostrongylidae.